AUGUAUGAGCCAUAUGCGGUAAACGAGCCGCCGACAGAGCGGCCCAAGAUCCUCUGUCUCCACGGCGGAGGGACAUCGGCGAUGAUUUUCCAGAUCCAACUCAUCAGGCUGUCGCGGAUGCUGGAGCCGCAGUUUGAAUUCGUUUUCCUGGAUGGACCGAUCGAGGGGGAGGCCGGGCCCGGGGUGCUCCCUGUGUUCGAGGGAUGCGGGCCAUUCCGGCGGUGGGUGACGGACGACCCGUCGCUGCCGGCAGAGGAAGUGCAGCGGCAGAAGGAGACGGCGAUGGAGCUGCUCAAGAUGUACAUGCAGCAGACGGGGCCGUACGUCGGCGUGAUGGGGUUCUCGCAGGGGGCGCGGGCGGCGGCGAGCCUGUUGCUCGAGCAGCAGCGGCAGCCGUUCGUGCCGUACAACCUCUUCGGGGUGUUCCUGUGUGGGACGUAUCCACCGUUCGUGCCGGACGACGAAAAGAUCAAGGCUCCGACGGUGCACGUGGUGGGGCUGUUCGACCCUUGGAAGCCGGCGAGCGAGGAGCUCAUUGAGCUGUGUUCGGAGCAGAGCACGCGGCAGGUGGUGAGGUUCGCGGGGGGGCACCAUCUGCCAAACGUGCCUGACACGAUUCAGAACAUUGCGGCCAUGGUGAUUGAUAUUUGGAAGGAGACAUCGGCUGCGAGGGUCUGA
Colletotrichum graminicola M1.001 is the source of this 678-nucleotide messenger RNA. RefSeq names its product oxidoreductase. Gene Ontology annotation, cellular component: cytoplasm; nucleus. NCBI's taxonomy places the organism in Eukaryota, Fungi, Ascomycota, Sordariomycetes, Glomerellales, Glomerellaceae. The record is from RefSeq and is a predicted model, not a curated record. The transcript has a single exon. The coding region runs from base 1 to 678 and encodes 225 amino acids. Gene Ontology annotation, biological process: secondary metabolite biosynthetic process.